Danaus chrysippus (African queen) is the source of this 621-nucleotide messenger RNA. The record is from the annotation of a GenBank genome assembly. Lineage: Eukaryota; Metazoa; Arthropoda; Insecta; Lepidoptera; Nymphalidae.
AUGAUUAAACUACCACCUUGGACUGGUGGAACAGAUGAGGAGUAUGAAACACAAUACUUUGGUUUUGGAGCCCAAAGGCUUAAAAUUGCAGUGCGUCAAAUGGUCGAACAGAAAAUUAGGACAGGAGUAAAAGAUAUGGAGUCUUAUUUACAAGAAUCUUUAGAUCUAAAUGACAAGGAUAAGUUAACAUUAACACAUUCUUGUGACAAACUUAUACGAUUGUACUGUGAAGGGGCUGGACCGUCUUUGGAUAUAAUUGACGAGGAGAUAGAACGAGUAAUAAAUAUACCUCACUAUGUUCUCCUACCGGAAGAUGAAGUUCAGCUUGAGCAAGUGUCUGACGAUGAUUAUGAAAGGUUGAAGGAAGAGGUCGCAACUUUAAGAAAAAGAGUAGAAAGAGGAGCUCUUAUAGAAGCAUUACUUACAGCAGAGGAAGAGGAAUUAUCGUCAGCAGAAAAGGUAUGUGAGAUUGCUAAAAAGGACAUGGAAGUGCUAGAUUUAUUGCAGAAAAAGUUAGAGACUAGUGGUAGUACUAAAACUAUACAGAGUGAAGUCAAUUUUCUGUCUUCUAAUGUACCCUUUAUUCAAGAUAAAGAUCCAAAAGACAUAUUUGAAGAAUAA